GUGGCAGAGACGACUCGAAAGGGAGGAGGCGGGAAACGCCUGCCGCCCUGGCGUUCUCGGAGAGCCGUCCCAGGAUGCCUCGCGCCGCACCGCGCCCGGCCCCGAACUGCAUUUCCCAGCGGCCACUGCGGCCGGCCCCGGCGGCCCGCCCGAGCGCCGCGGCGCCUUUGUGAGUCCACCGGAGGGACCGAGAUCGAGGCCCCGCCCCGGCCCGCGGGGCGCUGUGCUCCGGGUCUCCGCCGACCGCGCGGAGCGAGGUGCCGACCGGCAGGGAGGAGGCGCUCUGUUUUCUCCAGACACUGCCCUUCUCCGAGGAGCCUGAAGGGGGAGGACAGAAGAGCUGUCAUAAAUUCUUAAAGCCAUGUCCAAGGAUUUGGUGACAUUUGGGGAUGUGGCUGUCGAUUUCUCUCAAGAGGAGUGGCAAUGGCUGAACCCUGCUCAGAGGAAUUUGUACAGGAAAGUGAUGUUGGAGAACUAUAGAAGCCUGGUGUCACUGGCAGGAGUUUCAGUUUCUAAGCCAGAUGUGAUCUCAUUAUUGGAGCAAGGAAAAGAGCCCUGGAUGGUGAAGAAGGAGGGGACAAGAGGCACAUGCCCUGAUUGGGAGUAUGCACUUAAAAACAAUGAAUUUUCAUCAGAGCAAGUUAUUUAUGAAGAAUCAUCCAGAGUAGCAACAAUGGGAAGAAGCGAUCUUAGUUAUAGCCUUGACUGCACCAGUUGGAGAGAAGACUGUAAAAGUGAGGACUGGUUUAAGAAACAGUCGGGAAGUCAGAAGGUACAUUCUAGCCAACUGAUGAUCACUCAUAAAAGUAUGCCCUCUAAAAAUCCAAGUACUGAAUACACUAAGUCCUGGCAAACUUUCCAUCAGGAUGCAAUAUUUGCUAUAAAACAGAGUUUUCCCACCAAAGAAAGAGUACGUAAGCAUGAGCCACAAAAGAGAAGUUACCAAAAAAAACCUGUUCAAAUGAAACAUAAGAAAGUCUAUGUAGAAAAGAAACUUUUGAAAUGUAAUGAAUGUGAGAAAGUUUUCAACCAGAGCUCAUCUCUUACUCUUCAUCAGAGAAUUCACACUGGAGAGAAACCCUACGCAUGUGUUGAAUGUGGGAAAACCUUCAGCCAGAGUGCGAACCUAGCUCAACAUAAGAGAAUACAUACUGGAGAGAAACCUUAUGAAUGUAAAGAAUGUAGGAAAGCCUUCAGCCAGAAUGCACACCUUGCUCAACAUCAGAGAGUUCAUACUGGAGAGAAACCUUAUCAGUGUAAAGAAUGUAAAAAAGCCUUCAGCCAGAUUGCACACUUGACUCAACAUCAGAGAGUUCAUACUGGAGAGAGACCUUUCGAAUGUAUUGAAUGUGGAAAGGCCUUUAGUAAUGGUUCAUUUCUUGCCCAACAUCAGAGAAUUCAUACAGGAGAGAAACCUUAUGUAUGUAACGUGUGUGCAAAAGCCUUUAGCCAUCGUGGAUACCUAAUUGUACAUCAGAGAAUUCAUACUGGAGAGAGACCCUAUGAAUGUAAAGAAUGCAGGAAAGCCUUCAGCCAAUAUGCACACCUUGCUCAACAUCAGAGAGUUCAUACUGGAGAAAAACCUUAUGAAUGUAAAGUAUGUAGGAAAGCCUUCAGCCAGAUUGCAUACCUUGAUCAACAUCAGAGGGUUCAUACUGGAGAGAAACCCUAUGAAUGUACUGAAUGUGGGAAAGCCUUUAGCAAUAGUUCAUCGCUUGCACAACAUCAGAGAAGUCAUACUGGAGAAAAACCUUAUAUGUGUAAGGAAUGUAGGAAAACAUUCAGCCAGAAUGCAGGCCUUGCUCAACAUCAGCGAAUUCAUACUGGAGAGAAACCUUAUGCAUGCAAUGUUUGUGGGAAAGCCUUUAGCUAUAGUGGAUCUCUUACUCUACAUCAAAGAAUUCAUACUGGAGAGAGACCCUAUGAAUGUAAGGAUUGCAGGAAAUCUUUCAGGCAGCGUGCACACCUUGCUCAUCAUGAGAGAAUUCAUACUAUGGAGUCAUUCUUGACUCUUUCCUCUCCCUCACCCUCCAUGUCCAGUCAGUUGCCAAGACCUCUAGGUUUUAUCUCCUAAAUAUGCCUUGAAUCUGACUCCUUUAAUCCAUUUCCAUCAUCUUUGUCCAAUACACAGUAAUCUAUUUGACAUGGACUAUGGAAAUAGCUUUCUAACUGUUCUCCCUGUAUUUAUCAUUUCCUUUGUCAAUUGUCCACAUUGCUUGUAUUUAAAAGCAGUUUGUGCAUAUCACUUCUCCCUCAUUAAAACCCCUCACUGGCAUCCCACAGUUGUUAGGUUAAAGCACACAUUCCUCAAAAUAGCCUAGAAGUUUCUCCAAACCCCCAAUACUUUGUUCCAGUCUACCUUCCAAAGCCCUAUCUCAUGUCAGUAUCCAUCUCAUUCUUUAGAUACUUAUCCAGAAUUAAGAACUCAUAUUCCAGCAUCAAAUACAUCUGGAUUCCAAUCCUUAUUCUUCCAUUUCCUAGCCCUCUAAUUUUGGAGAACAUUUUGUCCGUUGUAAGCUUUAGUCUUAUUUAUAUUAUGGGAAUAAUAAUGGUACUACCUCAAAAGUUAAUGGGAGGAUUAAAUGAGAUAAUGCAUGUAAAUUGCUCAGCAGAGUGCCUAGCAUAAAGUAAUCACUCAAUAAACAUUAAUGUAAGAUGAAAAGAUACUGUGGUAUACAAAGAAGACCUGAUCAUCUCAGCAAUGAUCAGCUGAGAAAUAACAAGCAGCAGCUCAAGACUCAAGAGAUUGUAAAUAAUUUUGAUUAAGAACAGUAGUCACUGUUCUAAAGAUGGGUGACAAGGGUAUCUAAUACAGUAGGAUGAUACAGAGUAAGAUGGUAGCUUCUAUUUCAGCCUGAAUAUAUAGGAUAUGACUUUGUUGGUAAGAAAAACUAACUUCAUUACAUAUUCAACAGUUCUAAAGUAGCCAGAUUUUAAAAAUCACUUGUAAUAAGAUAAGUAGAAUUUAUUGAGGUGUAAUCAUUUACAUUGAAACAAAUGUGAAAUGGAUAUUAAAAAAGACAGAAAACUUAAAAUGAUCGACAACCAAAGAAGAAUAGAAAAUAAAGUGUAAGUUUGAACUCCCCUCUCCAAAUUCCAGGUGGAUGAGUGUAUUAAACCUAUGUCUAUUUAAAUAAAAUAUUUAUAGAAUAACCAUAUUCUAUUUAAAACAGAAAAAGUUGUUAAGCUUCUAAGCUGUAAUUCCAAAACUAGAGAGGAAAAGAAAUUACAGGUCAGUACUCAAACUGGCUGCCCACAAACAUGUUUGGUUUGGUAUACAUCAAAUUUAAAAUGAACGUGAAUCCCUUUAGGUGAGCAUCUGUUUUCCAGUUCUCCACAGUUCAAACCACUCCCUGUUCCCUGACAUGUAACAUGUUUUACAUUUUGUAUUGUUUCCUGACUCCUGAAGGCUUUGAGAAUGCAAUCAGUGCAGUAACCAAUGCACAUAUGAAUAUAGGUACAAACAAAAUGAAAGUUUAAUGGAGGAUGAAAAGGAAGACUUGAAUAGACAUUUCAUCCUUCUGUAGGGGAAGACUCAGUAUUAUACAGAUGUUAGCAGGCCCCAAAUUAACCUACAAACUCUUUGUACGUAACAAAAUCCUAAAAAGAAUUUUCUAAGGUUUGAAAUACUGUGUGAACAUACACAAAUAUACAUUCCUAUAGAUACACACACAAGGAAAAUGUGCUGUUUCAUAUCAGUGGCUUAAUAGUAUUGGUAAAAUUAAUUCUGCUCUGUACAAAAACAAUCCCCUCAUUCUUUUUCCAAAUGUGAAACGGUUAUUAGAGGACACUGUAACACACUUUGUAAUCACAGAGUGAGAACAACCUUCCUAAACAUGACAUGAGAUCCAGAAGCAAAACACAUAAAGAUUCUAGGUUUGACUGUGUAAGACCUCUAUUAAGUUUUUAUAUAGUCAACAACAGUAUAAAGAAAAGGUUUUUAAACAUCAGAAUUGGAGAAAAUUAUUACAUAUGUAACUUAUGAAAUCCAUAUCCUCAGGAUAAAAGUGCUCCUCGAAAUCACUCAGAAAAUGAUACUUCUCCCCCAAUGGGUAAAGGAUAUAAAGAGGCAGCAAAUGACUGAUGAACAUGUAGUAAGUACUGAGUCUCAUUGGGAUCACAAGAAAUACAAGCUAAACCAAUGAACUACCCAUUUUUCAAUAUCACAUUGAUAAGUGUGCAGUGCAAAAGCACAGGAAAGGAGAUACUUGUAUGCACUGACGUGAGGGAGUAUGAAUUUGUAAAACCUUUUUUUUUUUUUCUGCUUUAUCUCCCCAAACCCUCCCUGUACACAGUUGUAUAUCUUAGUUGCAUGUCCUUCUAGUUGUGGGAUGUGGGAUGCCGCCUCAACGUGGCCUGACGAGCAGUGCCAUGUCCGCUCCCAGGAUCUGAACCCUGGGCCGCCGCAGCGGAGGGCACAAACUUAACCACUUGGCCAUGGAGCCGGCCCCUGUAAAACCUUUCUGAAGGCAACUUGUCAGUAUCAAUUUUCACUGGGAAAACCGAGAUUUCCUUUUGCAGUUAACAAGCACAUGUUUAUCUUCCCUCUAUAUCCCAUUAAGCAGAUAAUGUAAAAGGUAGCAAAGAAAAAGCACAUAAGAAAGGGCCAUCAGUGCAUGAAAGAGUUAAAUUUUGUAAAAGACAAAAGGGAGAAGAGUAUUGAUUCAUGAAAUGUAGCAGAAGCAGCUCUACCUGAAAUGUUUGAAUGUUAGGGAUUUCAGUAAUGGGAGCCAAUCUGCCCAAAAAAUUCCUAGAGAAGUUCAGGCUUCGAAGUGGCUUAUGUAGAGGCUGUGGGUAAUGAGACAUGAUGACAAGACUGUUAAAUGCUUUUCUAGGUGAAAGUUAUGUUAGCACCCCCUGCUAACAGCCUCCCCACUCCACUAUCUCUUCUAUAAGUAAAUUUAAUGUGACCCUUACACCAUUCACAAAAAUGAAUUCCAGUUUAAUAAAAUCCUAAAUGUUAAAGUAAAUAAGUAAAAGCAUUAGAAGAAAAUACAGUAGGGAUAUGUUUGUGACUGUGGUGUUGGACAUAUCUUACUAAAAUAGACAAAAAUAAAAGCCAAAAGGAAAAGCUUAAUGAAGCUGAUUAUAUUAAAAGUUAGCAUGCUUUUAAACAAAGUUAAAAGCAAAAGGAUGAAAAUAUUUGUAAUACAAAGGGGAAGACGUAAGAAUACCUAUAAAUAAGUACAGAACACUAACGGAGUAUGAAAAUGGACAAAGGUUGAGAAUGGGCAAAUAAAAGAAUAUAGAUUGCCAAUAAAUAUGAGUCCUUGUGUAACAUUGCUAGUGUUAAGAGCUGCAAAUUUAAAUAAUGUAAUAUCAAAUUUGGCAGCUGCGGAGAAAUGAGUACCCUCUUCACUGCCACUUUGGAGGCAGUGAAAUUUUCUAAAUGUUCACUAUAACCCCUUUGGAGGGGAAUAUGGUUGGAACAUCUAAUGCUGAAAUAAUCUAAAUUCUCAUCAACAGAGUCAUGACUAGAAAUACUGCUGGAGCAGCAGUUUAAAAGAAUGGACUGAUAAUAUUGAUGUCACUAAAAGACAUUGAAAAAGCAAAUUUUGCAGAAUAAUAGAGUAUUAGAUAUUUAAAAUAUAGUUCUAAUACAUUUAUAUAAGUAUGAAAAUGCUUAAAGUUCUGAACAGACACAUCUGACCCCUAAGUGUUUCU
Molecule: messenger RNA, 5664 nt
Organism: Equus quagga
Lineage: Eukaryota; Metazoa; Chordata; Mammalia; Perissodactyla; Equidae
Gene: ZNF583
Product: zinc finger protein 583
Exons: 5
Coding region: 362-2074 (570 amino acids)
Biological process (GO): negative regulation of transcription by RNA polymerase II
Molecular function (GO): RNA polymerase II cis-regulatory region sequence-specific DNA binding; DNA-binding transcription repressor activity, RNA polymerase II-specific
Source: RefSeq, a predicted model, not a curated record